This is a messenger RNA of Rhinolophus ferrumequinum (greater horseshoe bat), 2837 nucleotides long. RefSeq names its product chromosome 13 C2orf78 homolog (gene C13H2orf78). The coding region runs from base 81 to 2837 and encodes 918 amino acids. The record is from RefSeq and is a predicted model, not a curated record. NCBI's taxonomy places the organism in Eukaryota, Metazoa, Chordata, Mammalia, Chiroptera, Rhinolophidae. The transcript has 3 exons.
CAUGGAGUUGUCUGUAAAUACAUUUGAAUCAUCACAAGUGACCAGUGACCAGUGUGACUAGUGAUCGUCUUACUGGACACAUGCGCUCUUUGGCUUCAGCCACUCAGACAACCUCCAGUGUCGUCUCCUCAUCCACUGUAUCUGCAUUGGAUGUUUCUUCUCCUCUGACCAUGUCAGAGAAUUUCCAAAAUCCACCUUUACUUGGAACUCCAAAUUCUGUGCAGCUCUCUCUUCCUGUAGUGAGCAAUGCAGCCUCCCUAACAGGAAGUGCCUGCAAUUUCUCCAGUCUCUCUGCUCCAGCCAUCAGUUCAGCAUGGCUACUACCAACAGCCUCUGGAACAUCUUUCCAGCCACUCAUGGGUAGUGCCUAUCUUUACCAACACUCUAGCACAACUAUGCUGUCUGGAGUUACUGGCCAGAGCCAGCUCUCCACUUCUGCUGCUUCCUACCCAGGUGUUUUUGAGUGGGAUAUGACAAGAGGCACUGAAAAGCAGUCAUCGUCACUCAGUGACUGCACUGUGACUGUCAUUGACCAGAACACAGCUGGGCCUUCCAUGUCUAUGGCACCCCAAUAUGAUAAAACUUCAGAUGGCUAUAACGUGGUCCCUCUGUACCCAUCAUUUUCUGCCAGCCUUGUUCAGAGGACACCAUCUCAGAUUCUAAAUCCUGGACAUAGCCUGUCACUUCCCUACCAGGAAGGAAGUCAGGUAUAUUACUAUAAUCAAAGCACACUGGGGCAUCUGCUCUCUGGAGAACUUGGCCCCUGCCUGCAAUCCUAUGGCUCUGUGUCGUACACAGGGAGUGGGGUCUCUGCCUCUCAACCAGAAAUGGUCAUGGUACUGAAAGAGGUUCAGCCCACAAACGUCCUACCACCGGCCUCCACCUCUGGAAUCUACUACCCUGUGUCUGCUCAACCCAUCGCAGAGACAGGUUUUCAAGUGAUGGAGACUUCCCUGGGAUUGCAACCUUCAAGCCAAACAUUUCGUCUACCACAAACUUCUACCCCCAAGUCCUACAAAAACAGAAAUAUCCAGAUACUUGAGAGUAACCCACCACCUGAGUUUGGGGAAAUUUCAAUGAUCGCUCCGGUCCAGAGUUCUAAUAAUCUCCUGGCACUGCCUUCAGCUCCAAGCCAGGAACAAAAAGAGAAUAAUACUUUUGAUAUUAAAAUUAAGCUUUCAAAGUCUCUGGAUGCCUACCAGAUCCCAAUAGAAAACCAAGAUCCUCCACUGCUCCCUUUAGAAAUCCCUGAUAUUCACCAGCUCCUGGCCUGCAUUGAUCCCCUUGGCCAAGGGGAACAACCUGGUUUUGAAAACACUGAUCUGGGAAAGAAUAGCCUGAGUCUUCAGGACCAAGGGACACUUGAAAAAAAUGGGAUUGAAUCUAGUGGUGGUUUGGCUGACAUCUCAAUGGUGGAGGACUUUCACCUUCCCCAGCUCUUCAAUUCCUUGAGUGACCUUGAUCAAUCCAAAGGUCCCGAGGUGAUCAAAGCCAAAGAGACCACAACCAUUAAGGUGAACCAAGUACUGGAAAAGCCAAAUGUCAUAAAGACUCCCUCUGAUCAAGUCAGGAAGCACAAACGUAAAGCCUCUGAGCCUGUCAGUAGCGCUCCGAAAGCCAAAAUCCAGUCCAAGAACCCAGGGUGCCCGUUAGAGGAAGAAGUUGUCAUUUGCAAUACUACAACCAGUGACAGGGCUCCUGUGAACACAGCCAAGCAUUCUUCUAACAGCAAACCUAAGAAAGUUGCAUCCAGCAGGAUUGGCAAAACUAAGAGCCAUGGGCAGGAAAAGAGCAGAAAGACCAGAGAAAACAACUCCAAGAAAACUGAAGAGAGUAAGCAGUCAGGAAACAGAGUCAAAGCAGAAGAGAAGCCAAUCAUUCCCAAGAUGAAGCGAAAGAAAAAUCAACCUGAGCUGAGCCAAGAGACUUUCAUAAAGCCUCGAAGCUGCCUGGGCAUGCAUAUGCUGGAGUCUGUGCAGGUUUUUCACGCACUAGGAAAGAAGAGUGAUAAGAAAACUGGACUCUCUUCCUCCCGGGCCCUGGGAAACUCAAGCAACCCCAAAGGCCCCCGGCCAUCUCCAGCUCUCAAACGAUGGCUGGAUACUUCACAUGAGGAAAAAGGUCCUGAGAAAACUCAAGUCAAACCCCAGAAACCAGAGGGCAGUGCUGACAAAGAAUGUUCAUCUCCAUCCCAGUAUGAGCUGCCACCUCCUGGGAAGGUCAAAUUGGUACCUUUGCCUUUUCCAACCUUGGACAAGCCUCAGGCUCGACCUGUCCACCGCAGGCCACAGUCUGUGGCACCACAUCGGCGUGCUGUGACCUGCCCUGCCCAGCCUGGUUCUGCUAACUCAGCUCAGCCUAUUGCAGUCAAUUCAGUUCGGCCAGCUCCUGUGUCUUUGACAGGUCCUGCCAGACCACCUCGGCCAAUUUUGACCAACCCAACCCAACCAGGUUUGGCAAACCCUACCCGACCUAGUGGCCCUCAAUCUGCUGCUCCGAGGCCUGCACCCUACAAAACAUCAUCUUGCACUUCUGCCCAGCGGGAGCCCAUUCCUACUGCUGUGACCAAGGUUCGGUCCCCACCCAAGCCUCGAAACCAAUAUCUACUCGAAGACUUCAGCUUCCAACCAAUUCCAUGGAGAAAACCCAAUGUUCCUGAACCUGUAAUGUCAAAGCCCAUCACAAAAGAGCAAAGGCCAGAGCGGGAGGCAAUGAAGAAGAAAGCUCAACAAGAGCGCGAGAAUGCUGCCAAAUACACCUCUUUGGGGAAACUGCAGUUUUUCAUUGAGAGGGAAAAAGAUAUGGAAAUUGCUCGAUACUAUGGCUAUGCAAUAUAA